Molecule: messenger RNA, 1506 nt
Organism: Plasmodium adleri (nom. inval.)
Lineage: Eukaryota; Apicomplexa; Aconoidasida; Haemosporida; Plasmodiidae
Product: inner membrane complex protein 1i, putative
Exons: 1
Coding region: 1-1506 (501 amino acids)
Source: RefSeq, a predicted model, not a curated record
AUGCAAGGCGAAACAAUUAAUGUCCCUUCUUCUAGUGUUCCUUACACCUUUGAACAUUCAAAACAUUUGAAGAGUAAAAUUCUUAAGCCAAUACGACAAGAAAAAGUAGUGAAAGUUCCUGUUACUCAAUAUGUAGAAAAAAUAGUAGAAAAAGAGCAAAUUAAAUAUGUAAAUAAAUAUGUAGAUGUUAUUAAACCUAUAAUUACCUAUAAAACAAAACAUAUUUCAAAACCAAUUUACUUAGACAAAAUUAAGUAUCAGCCAAAAGUAAUAGAGAAGGAAAAAAUUAUACAUAUACCCAAAAUAGAGUACAGAAACAAAAUUGUAGAAAUACCAGUAUACGUUCAUAAAGAAAACAUUAUAGAAAAAAAGGUCCCUCUAAUUGUAGAACGUGUUGUUCCAGUAUUAAAAGUAAAUAGAGUUGAGAAAGAAAUUUUGACUAAUAGCUUUGAAAUACCUGAAAUCUGUGAUAUGACAAAGAAUGAAAAUAAUAUUCAUUUAGGAAAAAAUAUGCAUGAGACAAACCAACAGAUUUCUUGUAAUGUUUCAGAGAAGGGUAAUUCAUUUGUAUCCGAAAUAAACAAAGAAAAAAGUGAUAUUUAUAAUAUCGAAACAUAUAGACAUAUGGGAACAACCAAUGCAUCACCUAACGUUUAUUCACAAUUGGAGAUAUCAUCUUCCAAUAUGGAUAACCAAAAUGUUGAAACAUUGAAAGAUAAAAAUAAUGUAGUUGAUGGUAAUGAUACAUCUGAUGAAGAGGAAUACACUGAAGGAAACUUGGAACAUAAAAAUGAAACAAGAUACCAUGAAGCUACAAAUGAAUAUUCUAAUUAUGAUUUUACAUCAGAGAAAAAUGAAAAAAUAAAUGAUGAAGAAACCAAUUCUAAGGAAAUAAUUAAUAGCAAUAUGGAAGAAAAUUACUAUGAUAUUGAUGAACGUUUUAAGGAUUCCAAUGUAUCUCAUGUAAGUAUUCAUUUACCAGAAGAAAAAGGAAUUGAACAACCGACCUAUGAACAAAAUUAUAUGAAUUCCUGUAAUAAUAAUUACAAUAUAGUAGAAUCUAAUUUAAGAGAUAUUAGUGGUUCAGUAUAUAAUAAUGUUAACACGUAUGGUACAUAUUAUUCAGAUCAUAUGAACCCACAAUUUGAUAAAACAUUUGUUAACCAAUCAUAUAACGGUUCUAAUGGUUAUAUUCAAAAAAUAAUGGAAAGAAAUAAUAUUCCUAAUUAUAGUACAAAUACAAUGGAACACCUCAAAAUAGUAGAAGAAAAACAUCCACAUUCAUCGAAUUUACAUAUAUCUAAUGAAAGGUUUUCAACAUUACCUAGUGUAUAUGGCGCACGUUCGAUUACAGGGAAAUCUAAUUUUGUUCCUUCCUAUGCUAAUAGUAAUGGGCAAGCAAUUGUAUCAGUACGACCUGCAACAAUUGUAGAGUAUGUACCUAAAUCAAAAAAAUACAAAGCUUCAUUGUGCAAUUUUAUUAAUAAAUGCUGUGGUAAUAUGUAA